Otolemur garnettii (small-eared galago) is the source of this 722-nucleotide messenger RNA. It is a transcript of the gene ZMAT4, whose product is annotated as zinc finger matrin-type 4. The coding region runs from base 45 to 722 and encodes 225 amino acids. NCBI's taxonomy places the organism in Eukaryota, Metazoa, Chordata, Mammalia, Primates, Galagidae. The record is from RefSeq and is a predicted model, not a curated record. The transcript is spliced from 6 exons. Gene Ontology annotation, molecular function: nucleic acid binding; zinc ion binding.
ACACAGGAACAUGGGUGAGGCUGAGACGGCCGUGGUCUGGCCUGAUGAAGUCCUCCGAUAUCGAUCAGGAUUUAUUCACAGACAGCUAUUGCAAGGUGUGCAGCGCACAGCUUAUAUCUGAAUCUCAGCGUGUGGCCCAUUACGAGAGUCGAAAGCAUGCGAGCAAAGUCCGGCUGUAUUACAUGCUCCACCCCCGGGACGGGGGCUGUCCCGCCAAGAGGCUCCGCUCAGAGAACGGCGGUGACGCCGACAUGGUGGACAAGAACAAGUGCUGCACGCUCUGCAACAUGUCCUUCACCUCCGCGGUGGUGGCCGACUCGCACUACCAAGGCAAGAUCCACGCCAAAAGGCUAAAGCUGCUGCUGGGGGACAAGACGCCCCUGAAGACCACAGCUGCGCCCCUGAGCUCCCUGAAGCCCCCGCGGGUGGACGCCGCGCCAGUGGUUGCAUCUCCCUAUCAAAGAAGAGACUCGGACAGAUACUGUGGGCUCUGUGCAGCCUGGUUCAAUAACCCUCUGAUGGCCCAGCAGCAUUAUGACGGCAAGAAACACAAAAAGAACGCGGCCAGAGUUGCUUUGUUAGAACAGCUGGGGACCACCCUGGACAUGGGAGAGCUGAGAGGUCUGAGGCGCAAUUACAGGUGUACCAUCUGCAGUGUCUCCCUGAACUCCAUAGAACAGUAUCACGCCCACCUCAAAGGCUCUAAGCACCAGACCAAGUAG